UAUUAGCUUCUUAGAAGAUGAUUUAAGAGAGAUAAAGACGUUUUUCGUCACAGAUCUAGUCUGCAUUAUCAUCUCAGGACCAAAAAGUGAGCUUGCUCGUUCAAAUUCCCUUUACGGGAGAUUCAAUUGUUCACCGUUUAAGGCAUUGAAAACAGUUUGUUAAGGUGAGAAGAUGGUUGCGCAGGGCUUUGCAGUGGACUUGGAUAAACCACUUGUGUUCCAGGUUGGUCACCUUGGAGAAAAUUAUCAGGAUUGGGUCCAUCAGCCCAUUGUCAGCAAGGAAGGCCCUCGAUUUUUCGAAAAUGACUUUUGGGAGUUUUUGACUAAAACUCACUGGUGGGCGAUUCCUCUAAUUUGGCUGCCGGUUGUAUGCUGGUUUAGCUUGAAGUCUUUUUGGUUGGGGCGUACACCUCCACAGAUAGCUAUACUAUUGGUUUCAGGAAUAUUUUUAUGGACAUUGAUGGAGUAUUCUUUACACAGAUUUCUGUUUCACAUUAAAACAAAGAGCUACUGGGGAAACACUGCCCACUAUCUUCUUCACGGUUGCCAUCAUAAGCAUCCAAUGGAUGGGCUACGCCUUGUUUUCCCACCUGCUGCGACAGCUAUUUUAUUGGUCCCGUUCUGGAACUUGGUGAAACUCAUAUCUACUCAAACAACAUGUCCUGCAUUGUUUGCCGGAGUUUUACUUGGUUAUGUUAUGUAUGAUGUCACCCAUUAUUAUUUGCAUCAUAGUCAGCCAACAAGCGAAAUACCUCGGAAUCUCAAGCGAUAUCACUUGAACCAUCAUUUCCGCAUACAAACCAAAGGGUUUGGUAUCACUUCUUCACUUUGGGACAAGGUAUUCGAGACACUGCCUCAAUCGAAGGCUUCUCAGAAAGGUUUAUAAACUAGAUGGUCUGAUUCGUCGUCGCGGUUUAUGUCUUCUUGGUUUGUAUUGAUAUUGUGUCUUUAUCUUCAUUUGGUUGUAUUUGGAAGUGGCGAUUAUACAUUUGUCUAUAUUGCUCUCUAUUUACUGUAAUGAUGAAUGUUCAUUUAUAUAUUUUUGUAUGAUUCAGUUAUUGAGUUUUUGGUAAUAUUGUUUGUAGAAGAAAUUCUAGUAUACUAUAAAAUUAUUAUUAUUUUUUAAUA
Molecule: messenger RNA, 1128 nt
Organism: Impatiens glandulifera
Lineage: Eukaryota; Viridiplantae; Streptophyta; Magnoliopsida; Ericales; Balsaminaceae
Product: dihydroceramide fatty acyl 2-hydroxylase FAH1-like
Exons: 8
Coding region: 173-886 (237 amino acids)
Biological process (GO): fatty acid metabolic process; lipid biosynthetic process
Cellular component (GO): endoplasmic reticulum; membrane
Molecular function (GO): iron ion binding; fatty acid 2-hydroxylase activity
Source: RefSeq, a predicted model, not a curated record